Astrephomene gubernaculifera is the source of this 2741-nucleotide messenger RNA. NCBI's taxonomy places the organism in Eukaryota, Viridiplantae, Chlorophyta, Chlorophyceae, Chlamydomonadales, Astrephomenaceae. The record is from the annotation of a GenBank genome assembly.
GAAUGAACCUUCUUUGUAUGCUGCAUUUUGGAUUUACCACCACACAACUGAUCGGGCAAGGAUCGAAUGGCCACGCCCUCAGUAGGCUGUCGCGUUCGCAUUCUCAAGGACUAUGCCACCGUUCGUUACAUAGGGCCAGUUGCUAAACAGGAAGGCACUUGGGUGGGCGUGGAGUGGGACGACCCGUCACGCGGCAAACACGAUGGAAGCACCGGUGGCAUCCGCUAUUUCGAGUGCAAAGCAAGCGGCAAUGCCGGAUCUUUUGUACGUAUAGAACGCGUUUCCUUUGGCGUCAGCGUAUUGGAGGCCCUUCGCGCGCGCUAUAACAACGAGACCGCGGAGCAUGGCGAGGAGGUGAAGGAGGAUGAGCUGUACGUGCACACAUCCCGCAACCGGCGAGUCAGGGUGCAGCUCGUGGGCGAGGAGAAAAUCCAGCAAAAGCAACGCCAGAUCCAUGCGCUGGAGUCCGCGCGACUCGUGGGCCUGGAUGUCGCAUUCGUGGACGCUGCAUCCGCCCUGUCUUCCUCGCUUCCCGCGCUCACCUCCCUGGACCUCACCUGCAACCUGCUGACCAACUGGGCCGCAGUGGAGCAGCUGGCGACCGCGCUGCCCAACCUCUCUGCUCUCAAUCUCAGCGAAAACCGAAUCCAAAUUCAAAUUCAAAUUCCCACAGCUGAGCAGACAGCGGAGGAGCAGAAGGAGACGGUGGCGGGGGAGGUGCAGCCCGCAGCUAGCACGCAGAACACGGAGCCUUCAGCUGGGGAAGCUGCAGCAGCACUUGCUCCUGUCCCUGCUGCUGCCACGGCUGCUACUACCGCCACAGCUCUCCCUCCCCAGCCUCCUGCGCCCCGGAGAGGGGUGUUGCUGCCGGGGCUGCGAGUGCUGGUGCUAAACGAUUGCGGCAUCUCCUGGCAAGAUGUCCUCCAAGUCGCCCCCCAGCUUCCCUCCCUCCAAGAACUUCACUGCUGCGGCAACUCCAUUCCCUCCCUGCACCCCGCCCCGCACCACCUCCGCCACAGCAGCAGCAGGGCGUCCACAGCAGCAGCAGCAGCAGCAACAACAACAACACCGCCGGCGCUGCCACCUACGCAGCAAGAGGCUGAGGGGCAGCAGCCCCUGCAGCAGCCUCAGCAGCAGGCGACGGUUAUCAACCAAGAGGACGGGUCACCACAGCAGCAGCCUCAGCCUCAGCAGCAGGGGCAGGUACAAGAGGGGGAUGGCAGCGGUGGGGAACAAGCAGCCAAUGAUGUCCAGUCGGAGUGCGAUGAUGAGGCGGGUGGUAAUGAUGAUGAGGCGGCUGCGGAGCUGCUGGCUUCCCUGUUCCCGCGGCUGCAGGUACUGACCUUGGAGGAGGUGGGGCUGCGCGGCUGGUCGCAGCUGCUGCCCCUGCGCCGCCUGCCCGCACUCACCCGGCUGCACCUGGCAGGCAAUCCGCGCAUCACACACGUGCGCUACCCGGAUGCAGCGGCUGCGGCUGCGGUUCCUGCUGCUGCUGCAGUGGCCGCGCCUGGGGCUGCUGCUGCCACGGAGUCACAGCCCUCCACCUCUUCCCCUUCCGCUUCUGAUUCACCAGCAGCAGCAGUAGCAGCAGCAGCACCUGAUCCCACCACGGCUGCUGUCCCGGCUGCUGCUGCUGCUGCUGCUUCUGUUUCCUUCCCCCGGCUGACCGCCCUGUUCCUAGGCGGUUGCGGCAUCGCUGACUGGGGCAGUGUGGACCAGCUGGAUCGCUUCCCGGAACUCAAGGAGGUACGGCUCACCGGCAAUCCCGUGCUCGCCCUCUCACGAACUGGGGGGAGAUUCGAGGUUAUUGGUCGUGUGUCCCGCUUGCGACACCUCAAUGGUGCCGAGGUACGGCCGCGCGAGCGACGCGACUCGGAACUGCGCUACCUGCAACACAUCGCGGCGGAGAUGGAGGCGGCGGCGGCGGCGGGAGACGAAACGUCGCGAGCGGCGGUUCGGGCGGCGCAUCCGCGACUGAGGGCGCUGAUGGAGGUGUACGGCAGCGUGCUCGCCACUGCUGCCCGGGGCGGUCCCGGCGGUCCGGGCGGCAGCCUGGCGGCGAGCACGGUUGAGUUGAAGCUGACGUGUGUGGCGGCGGCAGCACAGGCCAAGAUGGGCACGCAGGUCAAGAAGCUGCCCCGCACCACCACCGUGUCCGCGUUGCGGCUGCUGUGCGAGCGGCUGUUCAAGGUCCCCGCCGACCGCAUGGCCCUCUUUCUGCGCGCCCCGGGCGACCCCCUGCCCGAAGACCUGGGCGGCAGCGAGCUGGAGGACCGACCGCUGGCCUUCUUCGGGGUGCAGGCGGGUUACGAGGUGCUCGUGGACGAGGUGGAUCCGGGCGAGGUGCGCGCGGCGGGGGAGCGCAGCCGGCAGCAGGCGGCGGCGGCACACGAGCAGCGGCUGGCGGAGCAGUUGAGAGCGGCGGAGAGGAUGCAGGCGGAGGUUGCACGCAACAUGGGGGCACCGCAGCAGCAGCAAUAGCAGCAGCGACAACACUAACUGCCACACUAGCUGCCACAGCAGCAGUAGCAGCAGCGACAACACCAUCAUCACAGCAGCAGCAGUAGCAGCAGCCACAGCAGCUACAAGGCCAACUGGGACGUGUGGGUGAUUGACACGGGGGGUGACACUGGCACGGUGUUGCAUAUUGCUUUGCGCUGCGCUGUACGUGCGCUGUAGGAAUGAAAUAGGAACAUAGCGGAUGUAGCCAAAAGGGUUACAAUCCUUACAACUUCUGACGG